Molecule: messenger RNA, 1837 nt
Organism: Linum trigynum
Lineage: Eukaryota; Viridiplantae; Streptophyta; Magnoliopsida; Malpighiales; Linaceae
Source: the annotation of a GenBank genome assembly
CCCACCAUGAUGGAAGGUGCUUACUAAAUAUUGUUAACAAAAACUAGACUAGAUUAGCUGCAGCAGUUGUUUUAUUACAUGCGAAAAGGGUGAGGGACAACUUGAUAUAUUUUGAGAUUUAGCGGCAAUUCUGUUAUCAUUGACCAUAAUUUGUUGUUCUAUUUAUUAAUCUUUCUUUAGCGAGGGGAAUCAAUCAUCACCGUAUCGUGAAUUUUACUAGACGAAUUGGUCUGUGCGGUUCUGUUUCGUGCCAGACGUUGUUGACUGGUUGGUAGAAGUAUCGUGAGAAGAGAAAUAGCUUCUUCCUUCUUCCAGGCCCAUCUCCAACGGAGAAGCUACUUCUCUUCCCUUCCUGCAUCUCCACCCGGAACCGACGAUUUCCCAUGAUCCUCGAGCUUCGCGCGAUCGAGCAGCCGCCAUGGAAGAAGAAACCCAGCACAAAAGCAAUAAAAACACCCAACAACUCACUUCCUCGUUUCUCCACUCGCUCAGAGGAGCCGCCAGGGAUCUGCGUAUCAACAACCCAAUCUUCUCCCUCUCCGUCACCGACAUCCAGCCCGCCGCCAUAGCAACGAUCUUGAAGCUAGAAACAGAAUCCGGCGCCACUACCCUUCUCUCUGGCGACCCAAAUCUCUUCAAAGUCUCUCAAUUCUUGACCGACCUCAAAACCCUUCACCGGGAUCUCGAGAAAUCGGGAGGGUACAGCUUGCGAUCCAUCCUCCGCCGCCGAAUCGCCGCUUACAGAAUCUACCAGCUCGCCAUCAAGAUUGAGGCUGAGAUUCGGGUGUAUUUCGAUCGGGAGCUGAUACAGAAGCUUGUGAAGACUCUCCAGUUACCGGAGGGCGAGAAGGAAGAGGAUGAGAAAAUUAGGGUAUUGGAGGAGUUCGAGGAGCGAUUGAGUUCUGGAUUCGAUCGGGAGUUCCAGGAAUUGGUCCUGAAAGCGAAGCUCUUCUCGAUCCUCGAAUCGCUACUGUGCAAAUCGCAUCGGCGGCCGACGACGAGAGUCAAGGAACACGUGGCUCGCGCCAUCGUCGGGUUGGUCCGAUUCAACAAGGACGUGUUCGUCGGACUCGUUCUAAUGGGCUCCACGGUUCCCGCUCUGGUAUCGCUGGCCACCAGGUGUUCGAUACAAGUCCUGACUGAGCUCGUGUCGCUAAUCCGGACCCCCUUGAUCGACGAAAUGGAGCUGGACGGGCAGAUCCCCAGAGUCGUCGCUUUACUCGGGUCGAACUCGGAGAAUGGCGAUGACGAUCGUCUGUUGCCGAUCAAAACGGCGGCGUUCUAUUGCGUGUGCGAGAUAGCGUACCACGGGAGGAAGGAAGUGAUCGAGGCGAUGCUGGAACAGGGAUUGAUAAAGAAGCUCGUGGAGCUGCAGAGGUCGAGACACGGUGACAACUUCGUGGAGGCGGAGGGCACCGGCGCCGGAGAUCGGCCGUUCGGGAGCUGCGUGGCGAAGUUUGCGGUGCAGGUGGAGGUGGGGGAAGGGUUGAGUGGGGGGGAGAGGAAAGAGCUGAAGAGGGAAAUGGUGGAGAGAGUGAGGGAUGCCUGUGUAUCUGAAGCUGAAGCUGCCUCUAUUUUAGCAGAGGUGCUUUGGGGUUCCACGCCGUGAAAUCAUUCAGGCGACUUUUUUGCUUUUUGUACAGAUAACAGAGUUUUCCGUCCGCCGUUUGUCCACUCGUUGCCGAUGGGGAAGAUGAUGAGAUCUUGGUGAAUCGGGGAAAAGCUAGUGCCUAGUAGGUUAUUUCCAGAAUAAUGCUGAACAGAAUUCCACGGUAAACUGAUUAUAAAAAAAAAAAUCCACAGUAAACAAAGAGCCCAAUCAAUUGAACAUGAGGAU